GCCUUGGCUAGGCGGGGAACCGCGUCGCCUAGCAGCCACAGCCGCUUUGGCAAGGUGGAGAAUUGGCGGGAGCCUGGGCGCGACGGGACUAAGCUAGGGAGCGGCCAGGGAUUCGGCGGCGCCGGGGAGUGGAUGUUGCGGUAGAUGAGCGAGGGCUGCUGCUUGGCAGGCUCGGUCUAGAAAGUGGAGGACAGUGAAAGAAUUCAAGAUGCCACCUAAUAUAAACUGGAAAGAGUUAAUCAAAGUUGACCCAGACGACCUGCCUCGUCAAGAAGAACUGGCAGACAACUUACUGAUUUCCUUAUCCAAGGUGGAAGUAAAUGAGCUAAAAAAUGAGGAUCAAGAAAAUGUGAUACAUCUUUUUAGAAUUACUCAGUCACUAAUGAAGAUGAAAGCUCAAGAAGUAGAGCUAGCUUUGGAAGAAGUUGAAAAGGCUGGAGAAGAACAAGCAAAAUUUGAAAACCAAUUAAAGACAAAAGUAAUGAAACUGGAAAAUGAACUGGAGAUGGCUCAGCAGUCUGCAGGUGGACGGGACACUUGGUUUUUACGUGAUGAAAUUCGUCAACUUGAAAAGCAAUUGGAACAAAAGGAUAGAGAAUUAGAGGACAUGGAAAAGGAGCUGGAUAAAGAGAAGAAAGUUAAUGAACAAUUGGCUCUUCGAAAUGAGGAGGCAGAAAAUGAAAACAGCAAAUUAAGAAGAGAGAAUGAACAGCUUCGCCAGGAUAUUAUUGACUACCAGAAACAAAUAGAUUCACAGAAAGAAACACUUUUAUCAAGAAGAGGAGAAGACAGCAACUAUCGAUCACAGUUGUCUAAAAAAAACUAUGAACUUGUUCAAUAUCUGGAUGAAAUUCAGACCUUAACUGAAGCUAAUGAGAAAAUUGAAAUUCAGAACCAAGAAAUGAGAAAAAAUCUAGAAGAAUCUGUUCAGGAAAUGGAGAAAAUGACAGACGAAUAUAACAGGAUGAAAGCUAUUGUACAUCAAACAGAUACUGUUAUGGACCAGUUAAAAAAAGAGAAUGAACACUAUCAACUUCAAGUGCGAGAACUCACAGAUCUUCUGAAAGCAAAGGAUGAAGAAGAUGAUCCAGUCAUGAUGGCUGUCAAUGCAAAAGUAGAGGAGUGGAAGGUACUUUUCUCAGACAAACAGCUCUCACUCAGGAGGCAGGGUAUUCACGAGCGAGAUAGUCAAAUUAAGAUGCUCACUGAACAAAUAGGACAGUAUACUAAAGACAUGGAAAAAAAUACUUUCAUUAUUGAAGAUUUGAAAAAUGAGCUCCAAAGAGACAAAGGUACUUCAAACUUUAAUCAGCAGACUCAUUACAUGAAAAUUCACUCAAAGGUACAAAUUCUAGAAGAGAAAACAAAAGAGGCUGAGAGAAUAGCCGAGCUGGCUGAAGCUGAUGCUAGGGAAAAGGAUAAAGAAUUGGUUGAGGCUCUAAAAAGAUUAAAAGAUUAUGAAUCGGGAGUAUAUGGUUUAGAAGAUGCUGUUAUAGAAAUAAAGAAUUGUAAAAACCAAAUUAAAAUACGUGAUCGAGAGAUUGAAUCAUUGACCAAAGAAAUCAACAAACUUGAGAUGAAGAUCAAUGAUAUCCUUGAUGAAAAUGAAGCACUUAGAGAGCGUGCAGGCCUUGAACCAAAGACAAUGAUUGAUUUAACUGAAUUCAGAAACAGUAAAUGCUUAAAACAGCAGCAGUAUAGAGCUGAAAACCAGAUUCUUUUGAAAGAGAUUGAAAGCCUAGAGGAAGAACGACUUGAUUUGAAAAAAAAAAUUCGUCAAAUGGCUCAAGAAAGAGGAAAAAGGAAUGCAGCUUCAGAAUUAACCAUUGAAGACCUGAACCUAACUGAAAGUUUAUCUCAAGAAGAUAGAAUAGGAGAACAACAAACUUUUAUAAAAUCCAAAAAUAUGAAUGAAGCACAAUCAAAGAAUGAAUUUCUUUCAAGAGAACUAAUUGAAAAGGAAAGAGAUUUAGAAAGAAGUAGGACAGUAAUAGCUAAAUUUCAAAAUAAAUUAAAAGAAUUAGUUGAAGAAAAUAAGCAACUUGAAGAUGGUAUGAAAGAAAUAUUGCAAGCUAUUAAAGAAAUGCAAAAGGAUCCUGAUGUGAAAGGAGAAGAAACAUCUCUAAUUAUCCCUAGUCUUGAAAGACUAGUCAAUGUUUUAGAAUCAAAAAAUGCAGAAGGAAUCUUUGAUGCUAGCAUGCAUUUGAAAGCCCAAGUUGAUCAACUAACUGGAAGGAAUGAAGAAUUAAGGCAGGCACUCAGGGAAUCUCGGAAAGAGGCUAUAAAUUAUUCACAGCAGUUGGUAAAGGCAAAUCUAAAGAUUGAUCAUCUUGAGAAAGAAACCAAUCUUCUACGACAAUCUCAAGGAUCAAAUGUAGUUUUUAAAGGUGUAGACUUACCUGAUGGGAUAGCACCAUCUAGUGCCAAUAUCAUUAAUUCUCAGAAUGAAUAUUUAAUAUAUCUCUUGCAGGAACUAGACAAUAAGGAAAAGAAGUUAAAGAAUUUAGAAGAUUCUCUUGAAGAUUAUAAUAGAAAAUUUGCAGUCAUUCGUCAUCAACAAAGUAUAAUAUAUAAAGAAUAUCUAAGUGAAAAGGAAGUUUGGAAAACUGAAUCUGAAAUCAUAAAAGAGGAAAAGAGGAAACUUGAGGAUCAAAUCCAACAAGAUGCUGUCAAAGUACAGGAAUACAAUAAUUUGCUCGAUGCUCUUCAGAUGGAUUCAAAUGAAAUGAAAAAAACACUUUCAGAAAACAGUAGGAAAAUCACUGUUUUGCAAGUGAAUGAAAAGUCAUUAAUACGGCAGUAUACCACCUUAGUAGAAAUGGAACGACAGCUUAGGAAAGAAAAUGGGAAACAGAAGAAUGACUUGAUAGCAAUGGAAGCAGGAGUUUGUGAAAAAAUUGGAAGCUUGCAAAGAUUUAAGGAAAUGGCCAUUUUCAAAAUUGCGGCUCUCCAGAAAGUCAUAGAUAAUAGUGUUUCUUUAUCUGAACUAGAAGUAGCCAAUAAACAGUACAAUGAACUGACUACUAAGUACAGAGAUAUCUUGCAGAAAGAUAAUAUGCUUGUUCAGAGAACAAAUAACUUAGAACACAUAGAGUGUGAAAAUGCAUCUUUAAAAGAACAAAUGGAGUUCUUAAAUAAAGAACUGGAAAUUACAAAGGAAAAACUCCAUACCAUUGAACAAGCCUUAGAGCAAGAAAUUAAAUUGGGAAAUGAAUCAAACAUGGAUAAGGCAAAGAAGUCAGUGACAAAUAGUGACAUUGUUUCUAUUUCAAAAAAAAUCACUAUGUUGGAAAUGAAGGAAUUAAAUGAGAGACAGCGGGCAGAACACUGUCAGAAAAUGUAUGAACACCUACGGACUUCACUAAAGCAAAUGGAAGAACGGAAUUUUGAAUUAGAAACCAAAUUCUCUGAGCUUACCAAAAUCAACUUGGAUGCACAGAAGGUGGAACAGAUGUUGAGAGAUGAAUUAGCUGAUAGUGUGAGCAAGGCAGUAAGUGAUGCUGAUAGACAACGGAUGCUAGAAUUAGAGAAGAGUGAAGUGGAACUCAAAGUUGAAGUGUCAAAACUGAGAGAAAUUUCCGAUAUUGCCAAAAGACAAGUUGAAUUUUUGAAUUCACAGCAGCAGUCAAGGGAAAAGGAAGUAGAAUCCCUCAGAAUGCAGAUGCUAGACUAUCAGGCACAGUCUGAUGAAAAGGCGUUAAUUGCCAAAUUACACCAACGUAUUGUCUCUCUUCAAAUUAGCGAGGCUACUGCUCUUGGUAAGUUGGAGUCAGCUAUAUCUAAAGUCCAGAAGAUGGAGGCCUACAAUUUGCGUUUAGAGCACAAACUUGAUGAAAAAGAACAGGCUCUGUAUUAUGCUCGUUUGGAGGGAAGAAAUAGAGCAAAACAUCUGCGCCAAACAAUUCAGUCUCUACGAAGACAGUUCAGUGGUGCUUUACCCCUGGCGCAGCAGGAAAAGUUCUCUAAAACAAUGAUUCAGUUGCAAAAUGACAAACUCAAGAUAAUGCAAGAAAUGAAAAAUUCUCAACAAGAACGUAGAAAUAUGGAAAACAAAACACUAGAGAUGGAAUUAAAGUUAAAAGACUUAGAAGAAUUAAUAAGCACUUUAAAGGAUACCAGGGGAGCCCAAAAGGUAAUCAAUUGGCAUACGAAGAUAGAAGAACUCCGUCUUCAAGAACUUAAACUAAAUAGAGAGCUAGUCAAGGAUAAAGAAGAAAUCAAAUAUUUGAAUAAUAUCAUAUCUGAGUAUGAGCAUACAAUCAGCAGUCUGGAAGAAGAAAUUGUUCAGCAGAACAAGUUUCAUGAAGAAAGACAAAUGGCUUGGGAUCAAAGAGAAGUUGAACUGGAACGUCAGCUAGACAUGUUUGACCAUCAGCAAAAUGAAAUACUAAGUGCAGCUCAAAAGUUUGAAGAGGCUACAGGAUCAGUGCCAGAUCCCAGUUUGCCCCUUCCAAAUCAACUUGAGAUUGCUCUAAGAAAAAUUAAGGAGAAUGUUCGAACAAUUCUAAAAACACAAACAACUUGCAAAUCACUACAAGAGAAGCUAAAAGAAAAAGAAUCUGCUUUACGGUUGGCAGAGCAAAAUAUUCUGUCAAGAGACAAAGUAAUCAAUGAACUGCGGCUUCGAUUACCUGCCACUGCAGAACGAGAAAAACUUAUAGCUGAGCUAGGCAGAAAUGAAAUGGAUACCAAAUCUCAACAUAUGAUGAAAAUUGCCCAUCAGACUAUCUCAGACAUGCAAGCAAGGUUAAAUCAAAAGGAAGACAUUUUGAAGAAAUACCAGCAUCUUCUAGAAAAAGCGAGAGAGGAGCAAAGAGAAAUUGUUAAGAAACAUGAAGAAGACCUUCAUGUUCUUCAUCAUAAAUUAGAACUACAGGCUGAUAGUUCGCUCAAUAAAUUCAAACAGACAGCUCAGGAUUUAAUAAAACAAUCUCCUGUCCCAGUACCUACCAACAAACAUUUUAUUCGUCUGGCUGAGAUGGAACAGACAGUGGCAGAACAAGAUGACUCUCUGUCCUCACUUUUGAUCAAACUCAAGAAAGUAUCAAAAGAUUUAGAGAGACAAAAAGAAAUCACUGAGUUAAAAGUCAAAGAAUUUGAAAAUAUCAAAUUACGGCUCCAAGAAAGUCAUGCAGAUGAAGUAAAAAAAGUGAAAGCAGAAGUGGAGGAUUUAAGGUGUCUCCUGGCUCAAGCACAAAGGGAGUCCCAGAGUUUAAAGUCUGAACUUCAGGCUCAGAAAGAGGCAAAUUCGAGAGCUCCAACAACUACAAUAAGAAAUCUGGUAGACCGGUUGAAGAGCCAGUUAGCACUGAAAGAGAAGCAACAAAAGGCACUUAGUCGAGCACUGUUGGAACUCCGAGAAGAAAUGACAGCAGCAGCUGAAGAACGUAUUAUUUCUGUAACUUCUCAGAAAGAGGCUAAUCUCAAUGUUCAACAGCUUGUUGAUCGACAUACUAGAGAGCUAAAGUCACAAAUUGAAGAUUUAAAUGAAAAUCUUUUAAAAUUGAAAGAAGCUCUUAAAACAAGUAAAAACAAAGAAAAUUCACUAACUGAUAGUGUAAAUGAUUUAAAUAAUGAACUGCAAAAAAACCAAAAAGCCUAUAAUAAAAUACUUAGAGAGAAAGAUGGAAUUGAUCAGGAGAAUGUUGAACUGAAAAGGCAAAUUAAAAGAUUAUCCAGCGGAUUACAGAGCAAACCUGUGAUAGAUAAUAAGCAAACUUUAAUUGAAGAACUUCAAAAGAAAGUUAAAAAACUAGAAAGCCAACUGGAAAGAAAUGUAGAUGAACUAGACGUAAAACCGGUGAAGGAAAAGAGUGCUAGAGAAGAAUUGAUUAGGUGGGAAGAAGGUAAAAAGUGGCAAACCAAAAUAGAGGGAAUGCGGAACAAGUUAAAAGAGAAAGAGGGAGAAGUCUACAGCCUAACAAAGCAGUUGACUACUUUGAAGGAUCUUUUUGCCAAAGCUGAUAAAGAAAAACUUACUUUACAGAGGAAGCUAAAAACAACUGGCAUGACUGUCGAUCAGGUUUUAGGAGUACGAGCAUUAGAGUCAGAAAAAGAGCUGGAAGAAUUAAAAAAGAGAAAUAUUGACUUAGAGAAUGACAUACUGCAUAUGAGAUCCCACCAAGCUCUUCCACGAGAUUCUGUUGUAGAAGAUUUACACUUACAAAAUAAAUACCUUCAAGAAAAACUUCAUACCUUGGAAAAACAACUUUCAAAGGAUUCAUAUUCUCAGCCUUCGACUACAGAAAUAGAGUCAGAUGAUCGACGUCAAAAAGAGCAGGAACUUCAGAAGGAAAACUUGAAACUGUCAUCAGAAAACAUUGAGCUGAAGUUCCAGCUAGAACAAGCCAAUAAAGAUUUACCAAGACUAAAGAAUCAAGUAAGAGAUCUGAAGGAAAUGUGCGAAUUUCUUAAGAAAGGAAAAACAGAAGUUGAGCGGAAACUUGGUCAGGUUAGAGGGUCUGGUAGAAGUGGAAAGACAAUUCCAGAACUAGAAAAAACCAUUGGGUUAAUGAAAAAAGUAGUUGAAAAAGUCCAGAGAGAAAAUGAACAGCUGAAAAAAGCAUCAGGAACACUGACCAGUGAGAAAAUGGCUAAUAUUGAAGAAGAGAAUGAAAGGUUAAAGGCUGAAUUGGAAAAACUCAAAGCUCACUGUGGACAUCAGUUGAGUAUGCAGUAUGAAUCCAAGAACAAAGGCACAGAGAAAAUAGUUGCUGAAAACGAAAGGCUUCGUAAAGAACUUAAGAAAGAAACUGAAGCUUCAGAGAAACUGCGGAUAGCUAAGAACAAUUUAGAGAUACUAAAUGAGAAGAUGGCAGUUCAGCUAGAAGAGACUGGUAAGAGAUUGCAGUUUGCAGAAAGUAGAGGGCCACAGCUGGAAGGUGCUGACAGCAAGAGCUGGAAGUCAAUUGUGGUUACAAGAAUGUAUGAAACCAAGUUGAAAGAAUUAGAAGCUGAUAUUACCAGAAAGAAUCAAAGUAUUACUGACCUUAAACAGCUUGUAAGAGAAGCAACAGAGAAAGAACAGAAAGCUAAGCAAUAUACCGAAGGCCUUGAACAACAGAUUGAGAUCCUCAAACGUGUUUCUGAAGGUGCGGAGACACAGCAAGGGCUUUUACGGGAGCUUCAAGUCCUUAGAUUAGCCAAUAAUCAGCUGGUUAAAGAAAAGGCAGAAUUAAUCCAUCAGAUAGAAGCAAGCAAGGACCAAAGUGAAGCUGAAAGCACUGUACCUGGUGCCGAUCAACUAAAGGAGAAGAUAAAUGACCUAGAGACACAACUCAGAAUGUCAGAUCUAGAAAAGCAGCAUUUGAAGGACGAAAUUAAGAAGCUGAAAAAAGAACUGGAAAAUUUUGAUCCUUCAUUUUUUGAAGAAAUUGAAGAUCUGAAGUACAAUUAUAAGGAAGAAGUGAAAAAAAAUAUUCUACUAGAAGAGAAGUUAAAAAAACUUUCUGAACAGUUUGGACUUGAAUUAACUAGCCCUGUUGCUGCUUCUGAAGAGUUUGAAGAUGGUGAAAGUUCUAAUAAUUUCCCUAUCUAUUAAAGGACAUAUUUAACUAUAGUAAAUAUUUUACAAGUUAAAGUUUCAGGUGGAAAUCAAGAAAGUCUCUGGACUAUAGCCUUUACAUCUCAAAAUAUUGUAUUUUUGCUUAAACUGGAAGCUUUAGUAAAUAAAAUAUUUAAUUUUUAACAUAGUAUAAAAAGUAUAUUUUUGAAGACUUAAGUUAUGAUUAUACAGUAAUGAGCUAUGAUUAGUUUAUCUUUGUAAUACCAAAUUUUAAAAGCAUGAGGAUAAACUUUUGACAAUUUAAACAUUUAAAAUAGAAAUUUUACAUAUACUUACAUACUUAUAUUGUGUUAAGAUAUUAUAAUCCUAACUAUGUAUACAGAUACAUAGCUAUAUACACAUUUAGACGUUAUGACAUAUAUUUUGUUAAAUAGUGGGCAAGAUUAAAGACAGCUUAAACUAUUUUGAAAAUAAAUGAUAAAAAAUUGUUGGUUUAGUUACCUUUAACAUCCAGUUAUACUGGACAGAAUUCACCCUUUGUAUAGCCUUGGGAACUUAUUACAUUUUUUUAUUUCCAGAGGUUAAGAUUAUUUUGAUGUUAAGUGAAAAUUUGAAUAGGUAUUUGUUUGGAACUGGAAAGUUAAAUUUCUUAGAACACUAGAAGACAUUGAUAUUUUCACAAUAAAUAGGAAUCUUAAGGUAUUUUUGCCUUUUUUAAGUAAGGCAGAAUACUGAAGAUUGUAAUAUAACAAUAAUUCCAGUUGUAUUUCCAUUUUAUACAUCAAAUAUUAUAUCUUUGAGCCUACCAAAUUUCUGCU
This is a messenger RNA of Nannospalax galili (Upper Galilee mountains blind mole rat), 8322 nucleotides long. It is a transcript of the gene Cep290, whose product is annotated as centrosomal protein 290. The transcript is spliced from 53 exons. Lineage: Eukaryota; Metazoa; Chordata; Mammalia; Rodentia; Spalacidae. Bases 209 to 7540 code for a protein of 2443 amino acids. Gene Ontology annotation, biological process: camera-type eye development; kidney development. The record is from RefSeq and is a predicted model, not a curated record.